This is a messenger RNA of Phasianus colchicus (ring-necked pheasant), 8570 nucleotides long. It is a transcript of the gene TRAF3IP2, whose product is annotated as TRAF3 interacting protein 2. Gene Ontology annotation, biological process: positive regulation of canonical NF-kappaB signal transduction; humoral immune response. NCBI's taxonomy places the organism in Eukaryota, Metazoa, Chordata, Aves, Galliformes, Phasianidae. The record is from RefSeq and is a predicted model, not a curated record.
AAAAAAACCGGUGGCUUUUCCAGUGAGGCACGUUGUUUAGGACUCACACCGGGUUUCCCCUACAGCUGCUUCUCUGCUCCCGCAGAGCAGCCCGGCCUCCCACGGCAGAGAGACGUGCGGGGCAUUUGGAGAGCGUGAAGCCCAACGCGUGGCUCCUCCACGCCGCUCCACUCCCCCGCGGCGGCCGCCGACGAAGCUCCCCAUUCCCCGUUGUGAUUUGCAUGCCUCCUCCACUUCCUGCUGCAGAGCCAGUUCUGCAGCCUACCUGGGAGAGGAAGGGAGGCUGUCGUAAAAGGAGGAAAAAAAAAAACGGCCGAGGAGGGAGAGCCGGGUGAACGCGGAGCCUGCAGGAUUCGCUCCAGCCCUGUCCCCUUCCCGCUGAGCUCAGGGCGAGCGUCCCUCAGCCCAAGUGUGCUGGAAAAUUCUGACCUUGCAGCACGGCAGUUGACUCCCGUUCCUUGUGUGACUACGAAACUGGGAAAUGGCCUCUGUGUCAGGCGCUUUUGUGAGCCGAAGCAUACCAGUGGAAGUGGAUGAAUCCAUGUUGUAUUCCCCAUUUCCUGAACCUGCCCUGGAAGAGGCUUCACAGCCUUCUGUAGAGAAUGUGGAGGAUGAGGAGUGCCACAGACCAUGUGCCAAUCCAGCACAUCUCUGCAGAGCACUGGCACAUCACCAGCUGGCCACGGAGCCGGACAGCAGGCCGUGGUCGGAAUAUACCAAUCCUGAUGAAUGUGGGCGUUUCUGUUCCCCCAGUGAAUCAAUACUGGAAGUAGUUCAUUCCAAGAUGCAUCUUUUAACUAUGGACAAAUCAGGCAUGCAGCCAGGACCACUGCUUUCAGCCGAUAUCAACUCCAGUAAGUCAGAGCAGAGCUUGCAUGAUUCUCCCGAGGACUCAUUGGAGGAGAACAACAAAAGGAGUUCAUGGUCACAGCAGCCUUCAGGAAACAAAUUCCCAGCAGAGCUGGCAACUGAGGACACGGGUUACAACUCCCAGUCCCAAGACAUCAUGGGUGUCAGGCACCUGGAGCUCCCCUUACCACUUGUGUCCAUGGUGAACCCCCAGGACCUUCCAGGACCUCUGAUCUCCAGAGAGUUUUUUGGACCUGAGCCUCAGCAGCACCCCAGGUGCCAGCACUUGCCCCAUCCCAACCCCUCUGCGCAAGCCUAUGGCUUCUGUGGGCACCACUGUCUGGCAGAGCAGCACCUGCAUGGCCCACAUGGCAGAGCUCCUUACCAGCAUUUUGCACAUACAUCGCAACCGCUCCCUCCUGUUCCUGGUCCCUGCAUGAGAGUUAUCCGCCCAGCCCAGCAAGUCAUCCCUAAUUACUCCAACCUUCGUGCUCCCAAGGGCACCGCCGAGCGACCUCCCCAGAGGCUGUGCUCCUCCCCUGGUCCUCCUCGAUUCCCAAACCAGUUGUACAACCAGCUACCUAACGGCCAGCUGCCCCAGAAGGCAUGUGGCCCAGAUGAAGCAUGUUGUUGUCCUUCUGACAAUUUUCCGUCUCCAGCUGCUGUCCCAAGACCUCUCAGUAACCCUGCAGCCAAGGGAACUCUGAGAACCAGCAAUUUGCCGGAAGAGUUGCGCAAGGUCUUUAUAACCUAUUCCGUGGACACAGCAGUGGAGGUCAUGAAAUUUGUGAACUUUCUGCUUGUAAAUGGAUUUCAAACUGCUAUCGAUAUAUUUGAGGACACAGUACGAGGUAUUGACAUCAUAAAGUGGAUGGAACGCUACCUAGGUGAUAAGACGGUGAUGAUAAUCAUAGCAAUCAGUCCAAAAUACAAACAGGAUGUGGAAGGGGCUGAGUCCCAGCUGGACAGGGAUGAACACGGCUUACAUACUAAAUACAUCCACAGGAUGAUGCAGAUUGAGUUCAUACAACAAGGGAGCAUGAACUUCAGAUUCAUCCCUGUGCUUUUCCCAAAUGCCAAAAAGGAGCACGUGCCUACCUGGUUGCAGAACACUCACAUUUAUACCUGGCCAAAGAACAAGAAGAACAUCCUCCUGCGGCUACUGAGAGAGGAGGAAUAUGUUGCUCCUCCAAUAGGACCUUUACCAACACUCCAGGUUGUGCCCUUAUGAACAUUAUCUCUUAAAGUGCACGAGAAGCAGUUGUUAAAGGGUUGCUUUUGGCAGGGAGCCAGCACUUUUCCAGAUGGCUCUUUUUGAUGACAGAAGACACUGCUUCUGCUUAAGGAAUCUUGGGUAGCUCAGGCUCUGCUUGUUCUCCACCACGUUAAACAUCUAUUUCUGAAACUGAUGGGGCAGAACUCUUUUCUCCUAGGUUUUUAAAAAAGCUGCAAAUGGAAUGAAUGCCCAACUUUAUCUUAACAUCUGUUUUUAACAUAUCCCUUUAUUAGUCGAUACAGCAAACAAAUACCAGAAAUAAUGUUGCAAUAAAUGUAAAAUAAAAAUUACAUCCUCCUUUUUGCUCAGGUAUUCUUUAUAGAUAUCCCUGCCUUGUACAGCAUUAUCAGACAAUUAAUUUGUACAUGCACUAUUAAAUAUAUUUGCCUUUUGUAAGGCUAUUUUAUAUGUUGCCUCAAGUUUUUACUAUUACUGGGAAUGAUGGGGAAUGGUAACUGUUGAGUAAUGCAAGUUUUACUUAGACUGUCUUGCACAGAGACAAAGUCUUGAAUUAGAGGACUCUUGGAUCUGAAGCCUCUGGAGUUCCAUUUCCUCAGAGCACAGUCCCUAACACCUUCAGCAUGUUACAGCAACAGUCCACAAAAGGACAGCUAAAUGUAUUACUGCGUGUGCAGUCAGUACCAUGGAAUGCUGAAGUACUUUUAUAGUGGGCUUUUAGCUUCAUUACUGCUCUUCAUCCCUUAUUUGAAACAGAGCAUGUCAAAGAACAAUUGCCAUUUGGAAACCAGCGGUUGUUAAGAGAAAUAACAUUGACUCCUACAACUUGUAUGCAGUACGGAACAAUAAAAUAAUCAAAGAUGUUGGAGAGCUGUGGGGUGCUGGCAACCAAGAAGGCUCAGCAACUUCACAUCUGCUAAAGUCUGAGUGUGUUUUUGCAGAGAACAUAAGCACUACUUUGGUGAGGGUUCUUUUGUUAACUGCUUUAACCUUGCUGAGAUAACAGUGAACCCUGUUGGCUUGAAAUCCCGCAGGCAUUAUUGUUAGAGUAGGCAUACAAAAACCUCCUGCUCUGGUGCAGAGCACUCCAUGCCUGUGCAAUACAGGCUCUUUCCAAGAUCCUCUUCCACUUUAUUGUUUGUUACCGAGUGACCCAAAUACAGCUUCAUGACAAAGUAAAUGUGUUUAGUUCUCUGAAAAGUAAAUUAACCAGAAGCUGAUACUCCUGUUACAUUGCCCAAAAUAUUUAAUUAGCUUUCCAUGAAGAUCGUGCUAGUGUGGUAUGUCAAUACAGGAUGUGCUUCAUGGUGCUCAUGAGGAACAAUUACAGCACUAUGUUGCAGAUACCCUCAUAGAUUUUCCUUUUGCAUAAAGAGUUACAGCUGCCUAAGAGAACUAGGAGAAGGGUGGUUCCAGUGUUGUCAGAUCUCAUAAUUUUCAUUGUGAUAUUUGCUGUGCUUCUCCCCAGUUUCUAGAGAGAAAUCUCAUAGCCCAGCAACUGAAAGAGGCUCAUACUCAGCAUGCUGGCAGUUUCCUGACAAGGCACAACAAACUUCUAUUAUGCAGCAGCACUUCUUGCUACCUACACAUGGGAGAGUGGGGAGGGGAUGUCCCAUUUUUUCCAUAUGAUAAAAUGAAAAGCUAAGUUUCCAAUUAAGAAAAUAACUUUCUAAAACUAUGACAGAAAUCCUUCUUAAAAGGUCAACAAAGUGAAUACAGAGGGAGGGGGAAGAGGGGGGACUUAGUUACCUAAACAUUGGCAUUUAGGGUCACUCAGAGUGCUGCACAACUUUAAGCUCAGAUUCCAAGUGCUGUUCUAGAAAAUGCAACUUUCUUGAAGUGCUGCUGUUUAUCUGCCACUCCUGUAUGGCUGUCUCAGGUACUUUAACAUAUCUAAAGUAUUUUAACACUCAAAAAUAAUUCUGGGACUCAAAACAUACAUUUUGUAGGAAUAUGUUUGAGGGAGAACAGACAGGGUAGGGGACUUGAGGUUGGAAAUGCAGGAUGUCAUUUGGCAACAAGACCAUGGCAGAAGAAGUUGAACCAACUGGGCCAGGGAAACCCCAGCAGGAAAUAAACCCAAGGGCAGGCAUGUUCAAUAUGGAAUGACGAUGAUUCUUGCUACCCUCUGCAAAUAUAAACUAGAUCUAAUAGCUAGAAGCUGAAAGGACAAAAAUACACACCUUGUAUUCCCAUUUUUAGUUUGGUUUCUAAAGAAAACAUCUAUCGAUCAGCCUGUCUCAAACAGCUUCUGAUCUCAAAAGCCAAUUCCUUCCACAUUUGAUAGGUAGAAGCUCAAAUAAAUACAGAAUAGAACAGAAUGAGAAUCAUAGCCUUAGUGGGCAAGGACCCAUAGGCAGCAUCAAAUCCAGCUCCUGGCUCCACACAGGAUCACCCGAAAUUCAAACCCUAUGUCUGAGAGCGUUGUCCCAGUGCUCUUUGAACUCUGGCAGCCUGGGGUUGUGCCCGCUGCCCUGAGCAGCCUGUUCCAUGCCCACCACCCUCUGGCAAAGAAUCUUUUGCUAAGCCUCCCCUGACACAGCUCCAUGCCGUUCCCUUGGGCCCUGAUGCUGUCACAUAGAGCAGAGCUCAGUGCUGUCCCUCUGCUCCCUGUGAGGAGCUGCAGCUGCCAUGAGGGCUCCUGUCAGUUCCCCUGCUCUGGGCUGAGCAAACCCAGGGACCUCAGCUGCUUGCCACACACUUUGCCCUGCAGACCUUUCACCAUCUUUGUAGUCCUCCUUUAGACGUUUCCUAAUAGCUUUAUGUCUCUCUAACAUCGUGGCACCCAACGCACACCCAGCACUGGAGGUGAGGCUGCAGAGCAGGAUAACCCCUCUCUUUGCCUGGUGACAGUGCUGGGCUGGGUACCCCCAGGUAUGGUUGGCUCCCACAAUGUACUUCGUGCCUACAUAUCAAGGACAUAGUGAGUACCAGAGAUCCCCAAGUCUGGCCUGGAGGAGAGGCACUGUGUGAUGUGGGCCUCCACCUAGUCCUGAAGGUGCUGUGCUGGCCUGCCAGAGCUGGCAGGAAUGCGAGCUCAGCCCUGUGUCCCCCUCACCAACCAGCCCCGGCCACAGCUCGGAGGGGGCUUUCAGAGUGCACAGUGUGGGUGAGGCCGGAGGGGAGAAAGCUGCAGGAAAUGAGGCUGUGUUUGUUUUGCUGCUUACAAAGCCGCAUAUUAGGGAGAGCAGUUAAGCAUUCAAAAUGAUUAGCAAGGCUGGGUAGUAAAUUCCUUUCAUCAUUCUGGCUGUCAUCCUAAAAUAUGUGCUCUAGAUUUACCACAGAUUUGCUUGGUUUGGGCCAGGGAAUUUCAUUAAGUAAUUCCUGCAUCAUGUGAUACACAAGGUUGCACUAAAUGCUCCAGCGACCAUUUCCAUUCUUCUGUUUCAAUGAUCCCUGUCUGAAAAACAAUGAUAGCAGAAUAAGGGAGAAAAAUAAAGAGUCGGUGCUGAGGAAGUACAAAGAGCUCCAUAUAUUUAACUGCUGGGGCAUUUUUUUUUUAAUUGAAUAACAAUUCCCAGGAUCCAUUGAUCUUUACAUUAGUUAGAGCGUCCUACAAGGACAGAAACCAUGAUGGGGAGAGUGUGAGUAAUGAGCUCGCAGCCGAGUGAAUCAUUUCCCCUACAGCUUUGUGUUUGUAGAGAGACAGAUGGUGGGAGCUGUGGAGAGGGAGAGGGAGGGGAAAGGCAGGUUUUUGCAAAUAACACAAGUAGGGAGAGGACGGUGAAAAAGAAAUAAUCAGCAGGUAAGGGAGAAGGAGAGGCUGGAAACAUGCAGGCUGCUUCAAAACUAACAUGCUCGUGUUAAAAGAGAUUAGGGUUACAGGGAAGUUUAGGAAGGAAAUUACAGAAAACAAGAGCCUGGAGGCCAAGAGAGAAAAAUAUAACAGGAGCAGCCCUAGAAAUGCAUCUGUUAAGAUCUCUUAAGUCAGUUAUUAACUUUGUGUGCAAAUUGUUGGGCAGUAGCUUUCAGCAUGUGAGCGUUCCUCCCAUGGGUGGGCACUGCUGCCAGCAGGAGCUGCUGAGCUGGGGGAAGAAGGCAUUGCCUGGACUGCAGAGAUACUGGGGGUUGUUCCCCAGUGCCUGCACACCUGUGGGGUGUGAGAGGGAAAUGCACUGCCCAAACUGAGAGCAAACACUGGGAUGAAGGCAGCAUGAAGGGAAAGACAGAACUCACCGAGAAACAGCCUGUCUUGCAGGCUUGCCAGAACUCCAAUGACAUGAAUGCGUGUGAAGAUUUUUUAUGCCAGCCACCUGUGUGACAGAAAUACGAUAGUAAUGUUUUCAUCCCACAAAUAAACUACACUGGCCUCUCCAGCGAGGGAACCGUAUGGUGGGUCUGGUACAAAGGUAAUCCUAUAAAACCUUGCAUGCAAGACAUGAAAUGCUUCCAGAGCUGAUUUUCUCCCAGAGAGCCCUUCUAGCUGCCAUCACUUGGUGCCACUUAACAGAGCCGUGAGGCAGACAUCCCCAGGACUGGUGGCAGGACAGGCAGGAAGCGGGCUGUGAGGCAGACUCACUGCAGGUACUGGUUGAGAUUCCUCCCCAGCCUGCAGCCCAACUCGGGGCCUGGCUGCAAGGCAAGGCUGAGGAAAUGCCUGGCCUGGCAGGGAACAGGGAGCUGCACGGCCUUUCACGAAGGCCAGCUGUGGUAAGGAAGGAGAGCAGGCCUCAGAGAGUGCUCAGCACGCAGAACAGGUGCGCGCUAUCUCACAAAGCAAACAUCUCUCUCGUUACUCUUUGGCUUUAAUUUAACAGCUUCUCCCCUGCUGUCGCUUCUGUUUAAUCUGUGCCAGUGGCAGAUGACAGAGGUCCCCGCAGGCUGAGCUGAACACACUGGUGUGUGGUGACACCAGGGGUUCCCAGCAGCAGCCUCACACCUGCCCUGAGCUGUGGUGACAGAAGACGGCCAUUUUGUGACACCUGCUCAUGGCGGACAGGCCUCGGGACCUUCUCCAGCCUAACAGGAGGGUCCACGGAACCUCUGGCAGCUCACAGUGAACCCCAGCAGACUGGCUGCUGGGAAAGGGGUGGCUCGAGUCCUGCCGGGGCAAAAGACUUCCAGCGUCCCAUCCGCAGGUCAGGCUGAUAAAGUCCUCUCUGCUGUGUAACGCCAGCCUCCUGAGGUGGAAAAAGUGACAUGGGAAUGCCUCCAGGGACCAUAGCAGCGUGUUUUUCUGGGGCUGAAGGAAAAGGUAUCGUAAUGCUAGGCACUGGACAAAAAAUAAUGAUUAAAGUAGUUGAUAAUUAAAAUUGAUCUUUAAAAAAUCAUGACCACCACCACCUGCAAUGAGCUCGUUCUGACUGUAUUUCAUUCUUUGGGUUUUCCACUUCUUCUAAAGGACUGUAUUCUGGAAAUACUAUCUUUGAGGCUUUCUUCAAAGCUAUCAUCUUCUGCUUGGCCUAACAGCUCUUACAACACGUCCACUCUAUUUUUCGUCAGCUACCUCCAGUUAAAACCCACUAAAGGUGAUGUUUUGUGACUGGCAUGUUUGGCAGCGCAAUGCUCUGGUGUGCUGGCCUCAGGAUUUUCAGCAAGCAGCGGGUGCUGCAGUGCUGUUAAAAAGCCUGCAGUCUUCAAAGGAAGCAAUUUAGUCAGAAAAACUUCUAAAAAGAUAACACUGGUGGGGAUUGAGCUGAACAGUGCAGGAGUAGCUAAUGCAUUAAAGAUUCUUUCAUCCUUAUGCUGGCAGAGAGAACUCAGCCUGGCUUGGUACCGACCAAAACCACCUGGGUUUGUAUUCUGUAGCAUCACUUAAAUGCUCAGCAGAUACUGUGUGCAUCUCAUUGACAUGAAGGAAUGUAUACAGCUACAUGCAAGCAACCCCCAUUGCAGUCUUCCUCCCAAAUUUUUCCUAUAAACUGGACAUACAGAAACACUGAGACCCAGUCUCAGUAUCAAUACAGAAGCCAAUUUUUCUUUGAUGCCUAAUUAACAGCACUCUGAGGACAACCAACCGUUUCUCUUUUAAGAAGAUUAAAGAUAUCCCUGCCAAUAAUGAUUCCAGAUGCUUAAAAGUGUCUUUCCCCAUGUACAGGGCAAUGGAUAAGGCACUGAGAAAUCAUUUGGAAAAAGAAGAUUUAUCUCCACUUUACCACUGAAUUGCUGCAGUCAGCAGAAUGUUAUCAACUCACUCUGCUCUGGGUUCCUUACACUAGAAGUGGAAAUAAAGGCAAACUGGCCACUUAAGUAAAGUUAUUAUUUGAGACUUACUCAAUAAAAUACUACGUGCAUACAAAUAAUUUUUAUGUGUCCAUUUUCCUCCCAGUCUAUAAUAGAGAUGAUUUUCCUGAAGCAGGGGCUGUAAAAAAGCUGAAACAGCAGAAACCCAGUAGUAAGAAUGUCCCAAAAGAGAGAUGAGAUGGAGACUUUAAAUAGGAAUAAUAGAAACUGGGAAGACAGACAGGAAGUAUGAUAAAGAGGAAAGCAAUUAUAAAGUAAUCACACUGAAGGAAGUGGCAAAACCAACCAGCUAGCAUAGAUUUGU